UUCAUGUUGUUUUUACUGUAACUUAAAAACUAUUAGCAGCUACUGCUGGAGCAGUGCUGACGCAUGACUUUUGGUCACAUUUAAUCCAAAUUUUAUUUGGUGGUAUACCUUUCUCAAUCAGUCAGUUUUGUCUUACUAAUUUCCUUUUUUUGGAACCAUUGUAACUCUGAUGCUUUUGUACUUGAGACUUAAAACCGUGACCAUCAGACCACAAUACAGGCAACAAUGAGGGUCACAGCAGCCGUACUCUGGACAGCAGCCGUGUUGGUGGGACUUCAGAAGAGCGCUUCAUCACCUGACAACUUUGUAGACCGAUCAUCCCAAAACCUCUCCUCUGUCCCAACUGACCUGCCACAGACGACUGAGUUUUUAGACCUCUCUCGCAACUACAUACAUCAGCUUCACAAUGGAGACUUUGAAAAGACCACUCACCUUAGGUUCCUGAAUGUGUCAUGGAACGGUUUGGAGGAGAUCGAUCCACAGACUUUUCUUGACACGCCUCUCCUGGAACAUCUGGACUUGUCGCACAACAAUCUCAAGAACCUCUCAGGUCAACAAUACCUGCUACACACAGUGAACCUCCUGAUGCUAAACUUGGCCUUUAACAGAUUUCUUACCAUGACAUUGGGGAGUGAGUUCAGCUCUCUUGUAAAACUGGAGAGAUUAAAAGUUGGAGCAAAAAACAUCAGUGUGGGUGACUUCAAGAACAUUGCUAAGGUGAAACUACGCACAUUGACGUUAUUACUAGAGGAUGGACUUUAUUAUGAAGCAGGCAGCCUGGAGGAUGUUCAUGCUCAAAGGCUGCAGAUAGCCUUUGGACAUAAUCAGAAAAUUGACCGUAAUCUGACUGCUGAUGCUCUGUCCCUGUUUGCUGAAGUGGAGAUGAUGAAUAUGAAAGAUGGCUACAGAGACCUAAGUAAGCAGCUAAGAGAGACAGUGAAAAUCCACACAACGAGUUUUUAUCUCACCAACAUAACAAUUAAAUGGCAGGACUUAACUGAAUAUGUAAAUGUGGCUCUAAAUACAACUUUGAAACAUCUUGAUGCCUCUGAUGUGCGCAUAAUGGAGCCUCCUCGAAAGGAAACAGAAGUGAUCAAAACAUCACAGGUGAUUUCUUUCACAGCCAGACAGGCAGUGGUAACAAGUUUUUUCUUCUCACAGGAGGCUUUAUACAACUUUUUCAUCAGCAUGCCAGUGGAGAGUGUUGCGAUUACUGACACGCCAAUAAUACACAUGACCUGUCCCAAGUCACAGAGUCCAAUACGCCAGCUAGAUUUUUCUAAUUGUGCUAUGUCUGACACCAUCUUCUCAAGUGUGGUGGAUGAUAAAUUUGUAGAAUGUCAGAACCUGCGUAACCUGAAGAACUUGACUCUGGUAGGCAACAGUCUUAAAAAACUUGAGAUACUGAGCAAACGUUUUCAAUAUAUGUCAUCCCUGCAACAUCUGGACCUCAGCGUCAACUCCAUAGGGUAUGACCACUCAUUAGAGUGCAUCUGGCCAGCAAGCAUCACCAAUAUAAAUCUGUCUUCUAAUAGUUUGACUGACUCGGUUUUUCAAUGUCUACCAAAUGGGACACAGAUACUGGACCUCCAGAACAACCAGAUUUCUGUGGUUCCGCAAUCCAUCUUCAAACUGAGGAACCUUUCAUCUCUGAAUCUAAAUGCUAACCGGCUGCGGGACCUGCCGCUGUGUCACACUUUCCCCAAACUCCACAAGCUUCUGCUCAGGUCAAAUUCUCUCCAUGCCCCAUCUGUGAACAUAUUGGAAAGCUGUCCCGAACUGCGUACCCUAGAUGUCAGUUUUAACCCCUUCACCUGUAUCUGCACUCUCAGAAGUUUCAUAAAGCUCGCUAUCAAUUCUGAAAAGAACAACAGCCAAUCAGGAAUUGAGCUGCUGAAUUGGCCACAGGGCUAUUACUGCACAUACCCCGAGGACGUUAGAAACUCAACUUUAAGAGACAUCUCGAUCCCAGAGGUUUCCUGCAGCAUUGGCCUUCUAGUGGUCGCAAUUUUGGUCCCAGCAGGGACACUGAUUAUUUCAGUUGUGAUUUUGUGUCACUGUUUGGAUGUCCCCUGGUACAUGGGCAUGAUCUGGCAGUGGACAAGAGCCAAACAUCGUGCAAGAAUGCAACAAGCUCGGUCCGAAGAUCUGGUGGGCCUGGAGUUCCACGCGUUUGUGUCUUACAGCCAGCACGAUGCUGACUGGGUGCGCAAUUCCUUCUUCCCAACCUCAAGCCCCGCAGGAGGGCUUAGAAUCUGUCAUCACGAGAAACAUUUUGUGCCGGGAAAGACGAUCAUUGAGAACAUCAUCAGCUGUGUGGAGAAAUGCAGGCGCUCUGUGUUUGUCCUCUCUGCUCACUUUGUCAAGAGCGAGUGGUGUCAUUACGAGCUCUACUUCGCCACCCACCAACGUCUCACUCUGGGCUCAGACAGCAUUGUGCUGGUACUGCUUGAGCCUCUGCCUCAAUACCUAAUCCCAUCCAAGUACUACCAGCUGAAGUCCAUGAUGAACCGCCACACAUAUCUGGAGUGGCCUCAAGACAGGGCAAAACAAAGGUUAUUCUGGGCUAACCUCAGAGCUGCCCUACAGACUGACCUGCCAAAUGCUCCAGUCACACAAGUACAGGAGCAUUUGGCAGAGGAAAGACUUGAAGAGGAACAGAGGUUAAUAGGGUAAAAAGAGGCAACAAAAGCAUUUGGAUACACUAGAAAUACAUCGUAGCUACCCUGAAUCUUUAAAGACAUGGUCACCUAAUACCCAUCUAUUCCAUCUAUUCCUCUUAUCCAAUUCAGGUUUACCCUAUAUCCCAGCUGAAAUAGGGUGAGACGCAGGGUACAGGUCACCAGCCUGUCACAGGACUAACACAUAGAGAUAGACAGUCAUUCGUACUCACAAACACAAUUUAGAUUCACCAUUUAACCCCAAUAACUGCCUGUCUUUAGACUGUGAGAGGAAGCUGGAAUACCCAGAGAGAACCUAUGCAGACACAGGUAGAAAAAGUAAGCACCACACAGGAAGGCCCCAGUCAGAUGGUCGAUUUGAACACAGAACCUUUCUGUGAGGCAACAGUGUUCACCACCAUGCCACUCUUACAGGUAGCAUGAAUUAAAAGAAGAAAUAAUAAUAUAUAAAAUGCUAGGGUUUUUUUUAGUCAAUGAAGCUCUGACAUGAUAUACAUAAAUUAUGAAAUGUUGAUUGUUGAUUGAUUGAUUUGCUAUUUUAUUAGCAGCAAGUUGACUGCCAAUUGGAAAGCUGGUGGUUCGAUGCUUGGCUGUCAAUUUGUGCUUGUUUGGAUUCAAUAAAUCAUUGCCAAUAAAUCAUGCCAAAGUAUCAUUCUGCAAGAUACUGAACCGCAAUGCAUUCACUGGAGUGUGAGUGAAUGUUAGAUUAUAUGGAUGUGUGCAUGUGUUGUACUAAGUGCUUUGAGUGCUCAAGCACAGUAGAAAAUUGCUAUAUAAAAACAGUUCAUUUAAAUACUGGUACGUUGUAACUGAUAUCAUUUUUUAAAUAAUGCACUCAGUAUAUUAUUCUCUAGAAUGUUCUUUAUUAGUAAAUAUAUGUUACACAAUGAGAAGGAAUUCAGCCGGGUCUAAUGAGGUUAGGACAUAAGCUGAGUCUGUAUAUGUUGUAUAUGUUGAUAAAAUCAUCUGUUGAUUUGUGCUGAUUUGGAUUCAACAAAUCAGUAUUGAAAUUGCCAUAGAUAAACAUUACUUUGGGGGGUGUUUUUGGUAAAAUUUUAUUCCAGGUCUUUCUUCCAACUAUUAAAUGCAACUAUACUAGAGCCUGUUGUUCUACAAAUUACAAUAACAUUUUUCUUUUUUCAUAUAAGAAUUUCAGUUGUGACACAUUUCAAAUGAUAUAGCUAUUGUAUUAAAAUAUGUGCAAAGUGA
Oreochromis aureus is the source of this 3890-nucleotide messenger RNA. Its product is annotated as toll-like receptor 1. NCBI's taxonomy places the organism in Eukaryota, Metazoa, Chordata, Actinopteri, Cichliformes, Cichlidae. Gene Ontology annotation, cellular component: membrane. Gene Ontology annotation, molecular function: protein binding; transmembrane signaling receptor activity. The record is from RefSeq and is a predicted model, not a curated record. The transcript is spliced from 2 exons. Bases 226 to 2676 code for a protein of 816 amino acids. Gene Ontology annotation, biological process: toll-like receptor signaling pathway; immune response; inflammatory response.